Messenger RNA from Erinaceus europaeus (western European hedgehog), 767 nucleotides. It is a transcript of the gene SPC24, whose product is annotated as SPC24 component of NDC80 kinetochore complex. The record is from RefSeq and is a predicted model, not a curated record. Lineage: Eukaryota; Metazoa; Chordata; Mammalia; Eulipotyphla; Erinaceidae. The transcript is spliced from 5 exons. The coding region runs from base 42 to 635 and encodes 197 amino acids.
GACGGUUGAACUCGCGCGGGAACAGUCCCGGCGGCGGCAUCAUGGCGGCCUUCAGGGACAUGGAGGAGGUGAGCCAGGGGCUGCUCAGCCUGCUGGGCGCCAACCGCGCCGAGGCGCAACUGAGGCAGCUGCUGGGGCGCCACGAACGGAUGGUGGGGCGCCUGCUGGAGACGCAGGACGAGGCGGAGCAGCGGCUGCGAGACCUCCGGGCUUUGGAAAUGGAAGCAGCGCAGAACCUUCUGGCAGCCAAGGAGCGGGCCCGCCUGGCAGACUCGGAGCUGCAGGAGCUGGAGGCGGAGCUGCGGGGCGCGAGCCAAGAGGACGAGGGGCUGCGGGCAAGCCUGGGCCAGCUGGGCCUCCAGCUGCAGGAGCUCCGGGCCGCGCAGGCCGAGCUGGAGCACGACGAGCAGGAGGUGGACCGGACCACCACCAUCAGCAUCCCCGCCGCCGUGUAUGUGGCUCAGCUUUACCGUCGAAUCAGCAAGAUCGAGUGGGACUAUGAGAAUGAUCCUGGAACCAUCCGGGGCAUCCAUCACGGCCCCAGCGUGGCCCAGCCCAUCUCUCUGGACGCCUCCCAGCUCUCCAAGAAGUUCAUCAGCGACUACCUAUGGGCCUUGGUGGACACGGAGUGGUAGCUGGGCCGGGGGCUGGGGAGGUGACUCAGUAGGUGAACCACUGCCCACUGCCCCGGGUUCAAAUCCCAGCACCGAAUCUGGUAGCUCCCAGCCCACUCUGAAAAUAAAAAUGCAAAUCAAGGACUGUACAAA